ACUCCUCCCUGCCUACACCGAGUCUUACUUUUUUUAUUUAAAGACCUCAAAGAGCGUCUAUUCACCUCCCUCGGAAACUUCUGGUUUUUAUAUCUGACACGGCCACGGGAGAGAUGUCGGAGCAAAAGAGCGUUUCUGAAGUUAUUACUCAGAUAUUACAAGAAGCGCCAGCCGCCAGGAAGCAGCUGGUCGAUAACCACAGCAACCUCCUCCAAGUGGCAGAUUACUGCGAGAACAAUUACCUCCAGACAGAGGAUCCAAACAAGGCUGUUGAGGAGACCAAGGCUCUGGCGAUCCAGGCUUUAGCCAGUGUGACCUACCAGAUCAACGGCGUGGCCAGCACCCUCCUGAAGCUGCUGGACACACAGGCCAUGCAGGUCAAAGACAUGGAGUCCUCCGUCAGCCUGAUGUCCCUGGCUGCAGCCAUCCACUUUGAGAAGGUGGCUAGGAGGGAGAUUGGUACCUUUACCGUCCCCAAGGACAAGACUCGUUCCAAGCCGAUGACCCCACCGGCAUUGGGCAUGGAACCAGAGAAAGACUACACGAGAAUACCAAUAUCGUAUUCCAUCUUGGACUCCAUCGGCCACGGCUAUCUGGUUACGGGGGGACCCCCCAGAAAGAGGGCAGAGACUGUAAACAGCACACAGAUCAGUGACAAGGCCGUAGUAUCCAGUCUUGGCAUCGCCGUACCUCCGCCCUCGGUUCCCACCUUGCCCACCGGAUCUACAAACAGCAGCCUGCCCCCCCCUCCCCCUGCUUCUGCCAACAUGGACCCCAGUCUACCUCCACCCCCUUCUGUCAUUGACAAUGGUCUCCCCCCUCCACCCUCUUUUCCCUCACCCUCAGAUCUGCCUCCACCUCCUCCACCAAAUAUCAACCUGUCAAACAACCCCUACUCACCUCCGCCUCCCCCUCCUCCUCUUGCAUCGGGAGCCGCACCGCCUCCACCUCCUCCUCCACCUCCUCCUCCACCUCCACCAGCUUCAGCACAUAACUCCACUUACACUACAAGGCUGGUAGUUGAAGGUGUGAAAAUAAAACCACAAUGGUCUAUUAUUAUUUCAUUGUUGAGUAAGCUUUGCAUAUUGUGUUUGUGUGUCUCUCUGUGGAUGUUUUGUUGCCACCUUGCAAAAAAACGCAGAGAAGCAGAGGGCAGGCUGCACACCCCCAGCCCCUCUCCACCUUUAUACAUCAUCCCCAUAUAUGAGGAGGAGCUGGAGGAUGUGGAAAACAUGCAAGGAGCAAAUGAACCUUCUUACAGGGGGCCACCUGUGUACUGCUCAAGAUACUCCAGUCCACCUCCUCCAUAUAUGUUGGAAGCACCAUCCUAUCGCGAUCCACCCCCAUCAUACACGGACCCUCCAGCUUACUCAGAGCAACCUUGAUCUUGGUCUGCCUUUUCCACUCCACCUCUUUCCUGCCCUGGCAUGACGCAGGCCCUACAACGUAGUUACACAAUCAAAUAUGAGUAGAUUGGAUUUUGAGCCCAUCAAAUUAGAUCGCAGAUGCAGCACGUGCUUCACUCUGAAUGACCUGAAAGAGGUCGAGAUUUUAGAUUAUGCAGAUAUAAAGGGAGCUAUUGUCUCAAGGUAACAUUUUGGCAUAAAACACAAACAUUUUUGAUGGAUGUAUGCUUUGUGUGUAUUAGAUGUGUGGUAUAUAGGUAAAGACAAAUGAUGUUGAGGCUGAACUAUGCAGAAGGGCGUGAUGAUGGGGUUUGAUUUACAACCAUAAACAGUUUAGGACUAACUUCUUUUGUUGUGUACUUUUGUGUACUAAAUGUUUUGUGACCUAUAUAGCAUCAUGAUUUGUGUAGCCACUUAAUAAAGUUUUUGUAUGUUUCCACUGUGGAAGUCAUAUUUGAAUUAACUAAAAAAUUUUCUAUGCAUCUUUAUUUAUCCAAUUAAAAUAAAAAGGGAAAUACAUUUUAGAUUUAUUUCAAAACAAAAAAUGUUUAAUUUUAAAACAAAAUUCAUAUUUUUUCCUUUCUGCAGAUACGUGGCUAAUUGUACAAAGAGAUUAUAAAACGCCUGGUUCUGUUUACACCCAUCACUAAAACAAUCAAUAAUUACAUUAACAACAAACAGUGACUGAAUCUUGAAAAGGUCUGGCAUGAUUUCCUAAACAAC
Menidia menidia (Atlantic silverside) is the source of this 2129-nucleotide messenger RNA. Lineage: Eukaryota; Metazoa; Chordata; Actinopteri; Atheriniformes; Atherinopsidae. The record is from the annotation of a GenBank genome assembly.